Fomitopsis serialis is the source of this 830-nucleotide messenger RNA. RefSeq lists its product as uncharacterized. The transcript has a single exon. The record is from RefSeq and is a predicted model, not a curated record. Lineage: Eukaryota; Fungi; Basidiomycota; Agaricomycetes; Polyporales; Fomitopsidaceae. The coding region runs from base 27 to 557 and encodes 176 amino acids.
GAGCUUGCGAGCUCGUGCCUAAACGCAUGUUCCAACACACUCCCCCGAGCGAAGCAAGCGAGUGCUCACGCGCACUCCCCGCAGUUCGACAUCCGGCACUCCCCCAAGCUCAAAUCCUCGUCCAUCUCGCGGUCAUCCAGCUCCGACACCAUUUCCAACACUCCGACAUCCAGCCGAGCAUCCAUGCUCAUGCGAGCUCCGACGGGCGACCCUUAGGUGCGAAGGUAAGGCGUACACGUACGGCGGCGCGAUCCUCGUCCAAAUCCGACAACUCUUCAACAUCUCCAGCAACGGCGGCGGUUCGAUCAACGGUGUCCUCGACAGACGGUUCGGCGGUGCCCUCGGCAGGCGGUUCGGUACCCUCGGCGGGCGGUUCGACAGUUCAACAGUUCGGCGGUUCGACGAUGGUACCCUCGGCGGCGGGCAAGACAACGGUUCGACGGUGCAGCGGUGGACAGCUUCGGCCCUGUCCCGGGCGGUUCGGUUCGACAGGUCGAUCGUACGACGUGCGGCGGCGGUGGCGCGCGUGUGGCGUUCAAACGUUCAACGGCGGGUAGACGACUUCAGCCUCGUCUAGGCAGGUGGGUCGACGGCGACGGCGGGAGUCUGCGGCAUGGCGACGGCCAGCAGAGUAUCGGCGAGCGACAGCAUGCGCGCGAGGUACGGCAACACAGCGAGCGGCGGGCUUUCGGCUGCCCCCAGAGCCUUCUGGUAGUAAACCCCCAGGUGGGCUGACGCGAUUGUGUGAGAACAAGCGGAACGACGGUCGACGGGCGCGAGUGUCCCGGGCGCGGACGAUGCCCGAAGGGCAAUCGCGUGAGGUAGGUACA